Messenger RNA from Lepisosteus oculatus (spotted gar), 2176 nucleotides. The record is from RefSeq and is a predicted model, not a curated record. NCBI's taxonomy places the organism in Eukaryota, Metazoa, Chordata, Actinopteri, Semionotiformes, Lepisosteidae.
CCCUGGACGGCCGUCUGAGAGGGGGAGCUGGUCUCCGUGUUCACUUUGCCUGGAAACUCUGCCAUGACUCCCGACAGGGACACGGAGAAACUGUUCGGAAACGAAUCUGACGUUCUGGGACACCGCUGUGUUACAGGGUCCGCCGUUCUACCGGCCCGGCCGUGGUCUUCACGCUGCCGGGAGGUCGCAGCCCGGCGGUUUCUGCUCGGCGCGGAAGUGGAGCGGCCCCACGCCGGCGCGGUCCUGCGCGGAGUGCGGCUGCGCGGCGAGCAGCACCUGGCCGCCUCGCCGGUGCGCAGGGCAGUGAGCCCGAGGUUUCGGCACAGCCUUCCGCCCCGGCAGACGCAGCGGGCAGGAGUCAUGCCCGGCCUGAGCAAGCUCCCUCUGGAGGCGAAGGUGGCGAUGGCGACGGGGCUGGUGUUUUUCUCCAUGCUGGUGUCCAGGUCCGUCUUGUCCGCCCGGAUCCCGGAAGGCACCAGAGCCAAACUCUUCAGGCUGCAGUUUCUGCUCUUCGUCAACUCCCUCAUGCUGAUUGGCUCGGUGCGCAUCUGGAAGCGGGUGGCGGUGGGCCUGUGCCGGUGGCGGGGGGAGUCGUGUCUGACGCACUGCUGGAAACUCGCCGUCCUGCUCUUCCUCACCUCCGCCCACUCCAGCUUCCUCACCCUGCUGGUUCUGGUGUCGGAGGAGCCCUCCUGGAUCGGUCUGGUCACUUACACCUGCCUGGGGUCCUACGUUAUCCUGCUGUUUUUCCUCUUCGUGUUCGGGUGGCUGGACCAGGCCCGCAAGCUGCUGGCCGGCAGCAGGUCGGCGGCGUCGCAAGCGCCGGGGGCGGCUGACCGGCACCCCAAGAGGAAGGACGUGCUGGCUAUCGGGGUGACGCUGGCUCUCACCGUCCUGGGGCUCCUCAACGGCGCCCAGCCUCCCGCGGUCGUGCGUGUGGAAAUUCCCGUGCACAAACUGCCCCCCUCCUUCGAUAACGCGAAGCUGGUCCUGCUGUCGGACAUCCACCUGGGCCCCACGGUGGGGAAGAGCCGGCUGGAGAUGAUCGUUAGCAUGGUGAACCAGCUCCAGCCAGGUGAGGACGGGCCGGGCGCAGCGGGCCUGCUGGGACAUGGUGGCGAUUGUGGGCGACCUGACGGACUCCCAGGUGGACCCUCUUCAGACUGUGACGGAGCCUCUGCGCCACAUGAAGUCCAGGCUGGGCACCUACUUCGUCACAGGCAACCACGAGUACUACACCGGGGAUGUGGACCGCUGGUUCAGCCACCUCAAGACGCUGAACGUGCAGCCCCUCCACAACGGGAACGUCCGGGUCGCGCUGCCCGAGUCCAGCGAGGAGUGGUUCUGCCUGGCCGGUGUGGACGACCUGGAGGCCUCUGUGUUACAGUACCCAGGGCAUGGCAUGGACUUGGCAAGGGCGCUGUCGGGAUGCAGCACGGAGAAAGCCAUCAUCCUCCUGGCCCAUCAGCCCCACGCCGCCAAGAGGGCACUACAGGAGCGCCCGGACAUCAGCCUGGUACUCUCAGGACACACCCAUGCCGGCCAGAUCUUCCCCCUCAGCAUCCCGGCCUACCUCUUGAACCCUUUCUUCGCUGGCCUGUACCGCGUGGGAGACAGCAGCUUCGUGUACGUGACCCCCGGCACCGUGUACUACGGCGUGCCCAUGCGCAUCGGCAGCAGAGCCGAGAUCACGGAGAUCAUCCUCAAGUCGCCUUCGGGACCCGACACCAGCACAGGCGCACGAGGAGAGAGAGCUUCCUAAUCUUUGUGAACACCUGAAUAAUUCCAUUUUGCACUAAGAACCCCUGUCCCUGCGCAACAGCAGGAGCCUGGUUUACAGAACGCCUCCUCUCUGCUCUCCCUGCGUUCAUGCGAACUUGCUGUCCUACCAGAGAACGUGGGAUCCUGCCCCCCGCCCCCAGCGGAAAGAGAAGCCUCCAGGUUUGGUCAGCAUUCCAUCUGCGUUGUGCCAUCGCCUCAGCUCCGCCCGGGUGUCCCGAAUUCCACCAGGGACAGCGGCGGCUCUGGACCCAGCCUGUCCCCGUGGGCAAGGGAGGGGGGAUGGGGGAGGGCUGGCAGCCUUCUAGUCUUUCAGAUUGCUUUAGGCCUUUUGAAAAAAAUGCAGAUCUUCCAGAGCCGGUUUGUGGGUUUCCCUCUGAUCGACACUUGAACGGCA